UAUCAUUGGGAUAUGUGGCUCGGAGCAUUCUUGGAGCUGAUUAACCACCCAGUGUCUGAUUGAAAUAGGCACCUGGGGUCAAAGGCAUGGAGGGGGAGUACGUUGUCCCAGGAUUUGGAAAUAUAUGGGCAUAGUGGCUGGAUACCGUGCACAUCGUUACAUCCAGGGCAUUCUGAUCGUUCCAGGCCUGGAGACAGCUGUCUCAUUCAUGCAGCGAUCAGGUUCUGGUAAAUUAGGACCUUUGAAGACAUUUUCUUGUUGCAGAAGCAGCCCAUGGGGUCUCCAGUUUCUUUUGUCUUAUCCAGAAUGGCAGCUUGUGGAGGAAAUCAGAAGAACAAAGUUACUGUUAAUAAGCCCAUAUGGGAUUUUCUCAGCAAAGAGGCUCCGUCCAAACUUGACCGACUGAGUGAGGAGAACAGAGUCCGGAUUUUGAUCGAUGGGGAAACGUCUGAGAUAUAUGUUUUACGGUUAUCUCCUGAGAACCACAUUACACCAAAUGCUGUACCUGUAGCUAGAAAGGCACUUAAAACUCUGUUGAAGGAGACUGAAAAGGAGUUAAAGAAAUCUCACAAACAGCACCAGCUUUCUGGUUGUAUGAGCUAUGGGGAUAAGAACAAUGAACAUGGCGCUGAAUUGCACAUUCGAGGCACAUAUUCUAGAGGGCAGCAGAGUACAGGUAGCAGGGGAGUUCCUGGAUGCUCUGGUGGAGCCAGUAGUAGUCAUGGCAGCUCUCGUGACCAUAGAAGAGACGAAGUAGAGGAUGACCGAGAGAACCAGUGUCCAAUUUGCUUGGGUGAGAUCCAGAAUAUAAAGACACUGGAAAAGUGCCAGCACUCAUUCUGUGAGGAUUGCAUUACAAGGGCCCUGCAGGUGAAGAAAGCCUGCCCAAUGUGUGGUCGUUUCUAUGGACAGCUGGUGGGAAACCAACCUGAGAAUGGAAGAAUGUUGGUAUCGAAGGACUCCGGCCUGUUGCUUCCAAGCUAUGAGAAAUAUGGGACCAUUAUUAUCCAGUACGUCUUUCCACCUGGAAUCCAAGGGACAGAACAUCCUAAUCCUGGUGUAAGAUAUCCAGGGACCACUCGCGUGGCUUACUUGCCUGAUUGCCCUGAAGGAAAUAAAGUUCUUGCACUGUUCAAGAAAGCCUUUGACCAGCGUUUAACCUUUACCAUUGGUACUUCAAUGACAACAGGGAGACCCAAUGUCAUCACGUGGAAUGACAUUCAUCACAAAACCAACUGCACAGGAGGACCACAGCUAUUUGGAUACCCAGAUCCCACCUACUUGAUGAGAGUACAGGAGGAGCUCCGAGCCAAAGGCAUCACAGCCGAUUAAAGAAGCCCAUCCUCCAUUACUUAAAAAAACAUAACCGAAACAUGGGGAACAAAAAACAUCUGUAUCUUUCACUGGUUCAAACCUAAUUUUUCAUGAGGGGAAACAUGCCUUUUAUCUUUUUUUUUUUCCCUUACCCUCAUCAGCAUAACUGAUUAGAUACUGCUAGUGGCAGCAGUAAGGAUACCGACCGAUUGGACUGCAGGGUGGUGCUGCAGAACAUUGGGGAACAUUUCUUAGCAAAACUCUGCUAAACUGUCUAAUGUGGAGGGCCUUAUCGAGAGCUGGUUUUGGAAGUGUUUCCCAAGAUACUUUAAGAAAGAACUACGGAGUCUGUUGAACAUUUUACAGUGGAAGAGACUGUAUAAUGAACCAGUGAUUUUUAUGCAGGAUCCUUGCAAUGAGCAGGUUUACUUGCGGUCAUACACUUUUAAUGUUUGAAGGGGGAUAAGAGAAUUGUUCGGCAUCCUACGGUGUUUUCUGGUUCCUGCAGUUCUGGUAUUCUGCUGUUUUUCAAGUUGCAACAUGUUUUGGAUCUUAGUAGUUAAUAAGCCAUUAGAAAGGACUUGACAUAGUUGAUGUUGCAAUGCAUUCUGGAUCCUGUAGUUCUACCUUUGUUAAAGUAUUGCAAUACAUUUAGGCUCUCGUAAUAUUCAUACCUCUGUUAUGGCCCAGUGUACUAGAUGCUGCAGUGCAAUUUAAAACCUGGAGCUGUGGUUCAUUUUACAAUAUAAUAUAUUUUUGUGUUUGUGACAUAACAUACACAAUGUAUUUUUUUUUAUUAUUUACCAACCAAAUUUGGUAUCUGAAUCCAAAACUGAAAAAGUAAUUUUUAUUUGUUUUUAAUUGUUUUUACAUUGUCUCAGUCUGACUUUCAGAGUAUGCUAAAUACAAGUUAAUAAAUUUAUUUUAUCACCAGAUUUUCUAGGACAGUGUUGUAGUAAGACUGGCAGAGUGUCACAGAGGUAAAGUUUAAUAAUAUUUAAUAAGUAAUGCCUAGUUGACCUCUUUGUUUUAUUAGUGUAUUCACAAGUGUUUAUUCCUGAAAAAAGGAAUAGUGGGGUACGAGAUGGAUAAAUAGCAAAGUUGAAAACUUUAAAAUGUCACUGUUUUAGCUUAAACUUUGCAAUCCAUUUAUCUAUGUAGCAAAUUGUACACUAGUACAAAAUAACAGCUUGGAAAUAAAUAGUAAUAAAGAGGACUGUACAAUUUUACGCCCAUUGAUUGAACAGUGGUUUUGUUAAUGCAACUGACAGUGAUUACAUUUCUCCUUCAAAAAAGUCUCCAAAAGAUCUACUUAAGAUCAUAUUUACAAAGGGAAUUGGCUUUACUCAGAGAAAUGUUGAAGUUUAAUUUCAAGUUAAAUCACAUUGUGAUAGAUGGUCCAGAGACUAUCUAUUAAGAGGAAAACGGUAUAGUUGAAAUGCCUAGACAACAUAGAUGAUGAAACCAUAGUCAGUUCUCUUUCUAAUUAUCCAUUACCCAUCAAUAGAAACAUUUAGGUCAGAGAUGAGAUGUUAGGUUUGAUCAAACAUUAUUUUUUACUAAGUAUUUUUUUUUUAACAUUUUGUUUUGGGGAUUCAUUUGGCAUUUCAUUUUUUGUAAUCGAUUAUUCAUAACACUGUUGUUAGUUAAAGGAACACUUCAAGCACCAUAUCCAAUAGAGCCUGCUGUAGUGGUUAUUGUACCAGGAGAGCCCAGGUGCCCUCCCAGGAUAAGUAAUCAAGUCGUUUAGGAACCUUGGUCAUGCCAGGUGCCCACUGUUUUCUCCCUUGCUGCUAAGAGCUCCUUGUAACAGCAUUCCGCUGACUGCUUCCAGCACCUAGGGAGGUGGCAGUGGGCGGCCUGUGGAUCACAGGUUAGUUGUCAAUUGCUUCUUAAAUGGUUUGACUCGUUACUUUUGGAGGGCACUGCACCAUAACCACUGCAGUGGGAUGUAGUGGUUAUGGUGCUUAGAGUGUUUCUUUAACACGAUUUCUGAAUAUUCAAGCAGAGAAGUAUUGUAUUUCCUUAUCCUGUUAAUUAAAACAAUGUAUUAAAGCAAAAGAGGCUUUUCACUAAGGACCUUAUUAAAAACUGUUAGAUUCAAAGUUAUGUUCCACGUACAAUGAUCGUUUAGCAAAAAAAAUAAAUUAUACAGUUUAUGGGAAAAAACACAAAAAUACAAUUGCAAACUUCUUGUAAACUAUGAGAAUUCUUAGUUACAUUCUACAGGAAGCAUUACAAUAAAGUUUAAAGGGACAUUGUCAGAAAAAUGUUUUGUUAAAAGUUUUGGAUCGUUAACAAUAAAACACAAGCUCUUAACAUUGGAA
Pelobates fuscus (common spadefoot toad) is the source of this 3641-nucleotide messenger RNA. It is a transcript of the gene DTX3, whose product is annotated as deltex E3 ubiquitin ligase 3. Gene Ontology annotation, cellular component: nucleoplasm. Gene Ontology annotation, molecular function: ubiquitin protein ligase activity. Gene Ontology annotation, biological process: protein ubiquitination; Notch signaling pathway. Lineage: Eukaryota; Metazoa; Chordata; Amphibia; Anura; Pelobatidae. The coding region runs from base 274 to 1332 and encodes 352 amino acids. The transcript has 5 exons. The record is from RefSeq and is a predicted model, not a curated record.